Molecule: messenger RNA, 2400 nt
Organism: Oppiella nova
Lineage: Eukaryota; Metazoa; Arthropoda; Arachnida; Sarcoptiformes; Oppiidae
Source: the annotation of a GenBank genome assembly
AUGACUGUCGGGCCGGUUACUGUGCGUAUCCCGAAUUGUAACAAUACUUAUAAGACCACUUGGAAUUCCAACCCAAGUGUGGCCUUGGCAAACGGUGUGAGCCCGGUGAGCGACACAAACGGCUUCUCUCCCGUAUGGAUACGCCUGUGUUUGUUGAGCUCCCUUCCCACCCAUUCGCAAGCGGGCCAAUCGCACCGCGGGCCAAUCGCACCGGUAUUUAUAAUCGCGCUUUACGCGCGGCUCACGAUUAUGGGCCGAUACCUGAUGUUUACGGAGUUGGUGUUGAGUCAUAAACAUAUGCCCGCAGUGGUCGUACCGGCACCUAUACGUCGCUUCAUUAUGAUGGUGAGCGCGCUUAUGUGUGUCCAAACCCUUCUCGGACUGAGCAUCACUACUUUUAAACUCUUUAUUGCAAUCGAUAUAUUGGCAGACAUAUCGGAGCCCGGAGUGAAUGCCAGACACGUACGUAUGACUUUGUGGACAAAUCAUAGCAUUUCUCCCUUUCCUUCAUCCCUGGCCGGCACUAAUUGGCACAAACCUAUUGGUAUAGUCCCGUGUCUGUCGUGGACAACGGCGUCCUGUGCUUUCACACAAGGAGUUAUGAUGGGAUCCAUUCCCUGGACACUAUUAGAGGAGGAGUACCAGUCCUAUGGCGAGGAUCUGUUGCAAGAGUUGCACACAUUAAUACAUUCGCCAGAAAUUCAAUCGAUUAGUAACCCUGCGUUUGACGCGGGCCGACAUUUCGCCCGUACUUUCCCUAAGAUAUUGGACUCAAUACUUGAAUAUGACUUCAGAAAUAUGUUUUCAUCAAAAUCGUCGGCCACUAAGCCAUGUUUAUCGUUAGCCAAAUCAUUACAGCUCUGUUUUCGGCUCUGUUACUUAUUCUGCAAUCUAAAGUACGCGCCUCAUUACCUACUCACGUGUGUAAACCGGUUGAACUCAGUGCCCGUCGACCCCGAGCUCUCACUGAUAGUGAACGCAAAAAAUGAUGGGUAUGUCCCGCGUCAGGGCGUACAACCCCUUACAGACUUAUGGCCCGGUUCUCGGGUUAAGUACGUGGACGGGGGACACGUGUCAGCCAUUCUGUUCAACGCUAAUGUGUUUAGAGUUAUAUUCUUGCGAUUCAUUAGGAAAGCGAUCGCAGAGGCCAUGGAUAUGACGGCCCAGAAGUACUUCCGAACCUCUCUUUUGAAUAACAACAACAGUAAAAAUCUCAGAGGAAGUAUGACUUUAAACAGUGAUCACCACAUGAAUGGUGCUGUCGUUAUGAUAAACCGACACCUUUUCGAUGACAUAGUGUCUGAAAACCAGAGAUUAGUCAAUGAAUUAAUGUUUGCAAACAAAUGGUUGAUUGAUUUGAAGACACACUUGACUGUUGUUUGCAACAAGUUUUGGCACAUUAUUAGCCAUCAGGACAGACAUGUAUUCAAUGGACUCAUACAAGAAGUGAAUGCGCGGAUCAGUCAACCCAAUGGACAACUAUUGAUACCCAGAAUACCUCAACAAAUGAUACAAACAAAUAAUACCUUCAAUGAAGUGAUUCAUGAAAUACGGGUCACAAGUGAUGUCCAAAAUGCAGACAUAAGUCAUAUGAAUACAGGGAAAGCCGAUAAUCGUAGUAAUUGUGACACAAAUGGCCAACAGUUGAUGCAAACGAUACAAACACAAGAAGUUAAGGAUACCAUCAAUACUCCAUCUGCUGAAAACUCGGAGGCAAAUGGUGUGGAGAACCGGAUCAGUUUGGACUCAACAACGUGUCUACCAGAUAGUAAAGCCCCGGAAUCAGUGGUCACUACAGAUUCAGUGGACAUCACAUGCGAUUUGUUAAUAGCAAGUCGUGAGGAAAGGGAGAAAUGCUAUGAUUUGUCCACAAAUUUAUACAAACACGUGUCUGGCAUUCACUCCGGGCUCCGGUAUGUCUGCCAAUACAUCGAUUGCAAUAAAGAGUUUAAAAGUAGUGAUGCUCUCAAUAACCACUCGUAUGUUCACAAAGACAUUAAGCCAUACAAGUGUUACCACAAGGGCUGUGAUUAUGAAAACAAGAAUUACAAAUAUUUAACACUUCAUGUGAAAAGACAUUCACUGCCUAAACACACUGUCACUUGUGAUGUAGUGGACUGUCAAAAGACAUACCAGUCCGAGAAGGGUUUGGACACACAUAAGCGCGCUCACCAUCAUAAUGAACCGACGUAUAGGUGCCGGUACGACCACUGCGGGCAUAUGUUUAUGACUCAACACCAACUCCGUAAACAUCAGGUAUCGGCCCAUAAUCGUGAGCCGCAAGUAAAGCGCGAUUAUAAAUACCGGUGCGAUUGGCCCGCUUGCGAAUGGGUGGGAAGGGAGCUCAACAAACACAGGCGUAUCCAUACGGGAGAGAAGCCGUUUGUGUGCGAGUGGCCC